Messenger RNA from Canariomyces notabilis, 456 nucleotides. RefSeq lists its product as uncharacterized. NCBI's taxonomy places the organism in Eukaryota, Fungi, Ascomycota, Sordariomycetes, Sordariales, Chaetomiaceae. The record is from RefSeq and is a predicted model, not a curated record. The transcript is spliced from 3 exons. Gene Ontology annotation, cellular component: membrane. Bases 103 to 411 code for a protein of 102 amino acids.
UUAUCCUCAGCCCAUCAAUGACACAGUGACUUCAAUCAUAGCAAUCUCAACACUAGGUCCACUUCCACAUUUCGAGAGAGACCAACAGCGCCAAACCGCAAGAUGGAUGGCGUUGCAGGCGUUUUGGUGCUGCUCCUCUGCAUCAUCUUCCCCCCUCUGGGCGUCGGUCUCAUGGCCGGCUGUGGUGCGGACUUACUGAUCAACCUCUUCCUCACCAUCUGGCUCUGGUUCCCUGGCGUAAUCCAUGCUCUCUACCUCCUCUGGGUAUACUUCGACCGGCGAGAAAAGUACAAGAUCGGCAACCGCCCAAUCGAGCGAGCACCCUUUGUCUACAGUGAGAAAGUCCAGACCGGGGGAAUGGGGGGUUAUGGCACCGUCAUCAGGCCUACAGGCCAGUAUACGGCUCUAUAGAGUGUAGUCUAAGUCAGAAAGACUGAGGACGUGACACGUUUUUCU